CGUAACUUUACUAUCAACACAUGAUCAACAACACAACUUCCGUCGACGAAAAAAUGAAACAUCUCAGCUAACGGAAGGAAUAACACGGUUAAUACAAAUAUGAAACGUGUAGGAUAUUGGAUGAGUCAAAAGAAAAAUAAAAGACUCAAUUUAGAAGAUCACAAAGAAACAUUCAGAAAUGCUGGUAUAGAUCUUGUAAAAUUUGAUAUAGACCAGCCUUUAACAGAACAGGGACCAUUUGAUUUGAUUCUACAUAAAUGUACUGGGUUGAUGGUAGCUGCCAAAGAUGGGGACCUUACUGCUGAGUGUCAAAUAAAUAAUAUAAAGGAUUACAUUGAGAAGAAUCCUGGUUGUAUAGUAGUAGAUAAAUUUGAGCAUAUAAAUCAUUUAUUAGAUAGAAAUUACCAGUAUCGGUUGUUACUACAGUGCCAUUUAUUAGAUUCUGAUUCUCCUGUUUUUACCCCUUCCUUUGUAACUUUGACUACAGCUGAUGUACAGAGCAACAUACACAAGUUAAGGGAAGCCAAUGUUACCUAUCCUUUUGUAUGCAAACCUAUAGUUGCUCAUGGGAAGAAAGAAUCGCAUCAGAUGUCAAUUAUAUUUGAUGAUUAUGGUUUAACUGAUAUUCAGCCUCCAUGUGUUGCCCAGUCUUUCAUUAAUCACAAUGCAGUUCUGUAUAAAGUUUUCAUCAUUGGUGAUCAGCAGUUUAUAGUUGAAAGACCAUCAAUCAAAAAUUUAUUACCGAGGGGCCAAGCUACAAUUCACUUUGAUAGUAAUGAUGUGUCAAAGCCAAACAGUUCCAGUUUUUUGACUGAAUUGGACCAAGAGGAUGUCAGUAAAAUUCCCUUUACUCCAGAUUAUGAAAGAUUAAGAGAAACAGGUCUUAUAAUACAGCGACAGCUAAAAAUGGAUUUAUUUGGAAUCGAUGUCAUAGUUGAUUGUGAUAGUGGAAGAUAUGCUGUGAUAGAUAUAAAUGCUUUUCCAGGAUAUGAAGGUGUUGACAACUUUGUGGAUGUAUUAUGCAAUCAUCUCAUAAAUCGGAUGUCCUGUAAUGAAACUGUAUCAAGUGAUGCAGAACAAUAUUCUGAUGCUGAAAAACAGGACCAAAAUAAACCAAAAAGAUUAAAAGUUUGUAACGAGCAUUGUAUGAUGUAUAAAUGUCAGAAAGAGCAACCAAGAAACACAGAAGGAUUUGGUUAUAGUUCUGACAGCAUGACAUCAGAUGCUGAGAGCCAGGAUGAAACACCAUGGAAACAGCCGAUUAAACGUUGUUCUAAACAUUGCCAAAAACAGUGACCUCUUUUCCAGGGCAUUAUAUUAUAAACACAUAGUCAUUUAAGAUAUGCUUUUUACAAGUUUUAUCUGUUGAAUCUGUUAUUUUCAUUUUUAUGCCCCCGCCGUAGCGGAGGGGGCAUUAAGUUUUACCCUCGUCCGUCCGUACAUCCCAAAGUUGGUUUCCAUUCUCUAACUUUAGUUUGCCUCAACCAAAUGCUAUGAAACUUAUACACAAUGCGUAUUACCACAAAACACAGAUCAAGUUUGAAUUUUGGUGGCGUCACUGUAACCGUUCUAGAGUUAUGCCCCUUUAUGAAUGGAAAAAUUGCUGAAUUUUUCGUUUCCAUUCUGUAACUAGUUUGCCUCAACCAAAUGUUUUGAAACUUAUACACAAUGCUUAUUACCACAAAAUACAGAUCAAGUUUGAAUUUAGGUGGCAUCACUUUUACUGUUCUAGUUUUCUCAUGAAGUUCUAAUACAGUAUAUCAACUUAGAUAUGUUAUCUAUUGUACAAGUUACCCAUUUUACCAAUCCAUAAUUCUGAAAUAUAAUUUAUUAUGAUUGAAAAUUAGCAUUUACUUUUUAUUAAAAAGAAGUAUUCAUGGAUAUGUUAUUUUGUAUUAUUCUUAUAUUUGAAUGCUUUUUGCUAUGGAAGAUAUAACAUUUUGUGAUAGGUUAGUAUCUCUAUUAGCCAUAGGCUAUGAUCUGUAUUUGUCAAUUUCUAGCAUAUCAGUUAUUUUCUUGAUAAAUAGGCAAAAGAUAAAAAAGGGUGUUUUCAAUUUCAAAACUAUCUUAACAUAUAGUCUUGAAAUACUGUUGACUUAAAAUUUCUAUCCAAACAUUUAUAGAUCUGAAUAUUAUUGCUAUACAUAGAUAUAAAAUUCAUGGGUCAAAUGUGAAUUGAUGCCUUAUUUACCUAUUCAUUUUACACAUUAAAUGUUAAUCUCACAAAGGGAGAAUUUAUAUAUGAAAGCUUUCUGCAAAAAUUGAAAUUAUAGGUUUCAUAACAAGAGAGAAUUGGAUAUCGCUUGAUAUCAACUUGAGUUAUAUGAUCUCAAUAUAAUAUAGGCUA
This is a messenger RNA of Mytilus californianus (California mussel), 2347 nucleotides long. Its product is annotated as inositol-tetrakisphosphate 1-kinase-like. The coding region runs from base 100 to 1296 and encodes 398 amino acids. Gene Ontology annotation, molecular function: ATP binding; inositol-1,3,4-trisphosphate 6-kinase activity; magnesium ion binding. The record is from RefSeq and is a predicted model, not a curated record. The transcript has 10 exons. Lineage: Eukaryota; Metazoa; Mollusca; Bivalvia; Mytilida; Mytilidae. Gene Ontology annotation, biological process: inositol trisphosphate metabolic process. Gene Ontology annotation, cellular component: cytoplasm.